This is a messenger RNA of Corylus avellana, 642 nucleotides long. Lineage: Eukaryota; Viridiplantae; Streptophyta; Magnoliopsida; Fagales; Betulaceae. The record is from RefSeq and is a predicted model, not a curated record.
GUAGUGAUGCCCACAGUAGAAGCUGAUGUGGCAUUUGGUCUUGGAAAGUUCAAUUUGACAAAUGACGAGGUUAGAUCCAGGGUUUCUAAAGCUUUGGAUGCUGUUGGUAUGUCUAACUAUCUGAAGAGGUCUGUUCAAACUCUCAGUGGUGGUCAGAAGCAGAGGGUUGCAAUUGCUGGUGCUUUAGCUGAAACUUGCAAAGUAUUGUUACUGGAUGAGCUCACAACUUUUUUAGACGAAAGCGAUCAGUUCGGGGUAAUUAAAGCGGUUAGAAAUUCUUUGGAUAGUUCUGAGGAAGUUACAGCAUUGUGGGUGACCCAUCGUUUGGAAGAACUCGAGUAUGCAGAUGGUGCUGUCUAUAUGGAGAAUGGGGAAGUUGCCUUACAAGGUGAUGCAGCAAGUAUAAUGAGUUAUAUUAGAGCAAGGCAAUCUGCUUACAUCAAACAGAUCAACUCUUGAAAAACAUUUUUUUGUCUACUUAAAGUGGAUUUUAUGUUACCCCUUUUCUUCUGCAAGAGCAGGCUUUUUCAUCAUCUUUGUAAUGGGCAGAAUGGUGAUGCAUUUUUAUUUAUUUAUUUAUUUUUGAGAGUUUUUAUUGGAAGGAAAUUGGUAUUUGUCCAAACAAGGGCCAUUUCUCAUUCA